Molecule: messenger RNA, 606 nt
Organism: Plasmodium gallinaceum
Lineage: Eukaryota; Apicomplexa; Aconoidasida; Haemosporida; Plasmodiidae
Product: histidine triad protein, putative
Exons: 2
Coding region: 1-606 (201 amino acids)
Molecular function (GO): catalytic activity
Source: RefSeq, a predicted model, not a curated record
AUGGAAAAAUAUGAAAAAAUAUUAGAAUAUUUAGAGUAUAAUAAAAAUAGGAGUUGUGAUAAAUAUGAAUUUGGCAUGCAUGAGAUUGAUAAAAGAGAAGUUUUUAUAACUACAAAACAUUCAUACGGUUUUGUAAAUAAUAAGCCAAUAUUACCAGGUCAUAUAUUAUUAACUACAUUAAAAAAAAAAAAAAAAUAUAUUGAUUUAGACGUUGAAGAAAUUGUAGAUAUAAACUUACUAUCAAACUUUAUGUGCUACAUUAUGGGAAAAUUAUUUAAUACAACUAGCUUUUCUAUUGCAAUUCAAGAUGGUAAAGAAGCUGGGCAAACAGUAGAACAAGUUCAUAUUCAUAUAAUACCAAGGAAAAGUUCUGAUUAUAAAAAUAAUGAUAACAUAUACAAAGACUUAAAUAAAAUUAAUUCAGGUUAUGGAAGAAACAUAAUAUGUGAUUCUUGUCAACAUUCAAUUAAUGUUUUUUCGCAUAUUCCUAUAGAAGAAAAUUUUAAAUUAGAAGAAUUCAAUAUUUCAAUUAGAUCAAUUGAAGAAAUGGAAAAGGAAGCUAGUUUAAUUAAAUCAUAUAUACACAAUUUUUCUUUGCAAAAAUAA